AUGCCUUCAACUAGAGGAAAAUCUAAAAAUCAAAAACAAACAAAGAAGAAAAGUGUGGAGAAGCCGUAUGCGAAAACGCCGUCAGAUAGCUCUAAUGAGGCAACUAAUAGUAAUCUCAAGGAAUCGGUAGAGACUCUAACCAAGGCAGUCAACAUUCUCGUUGACAAGCUAGAGGCCCCGUCAGGACAAUCAGACCCGCCGGUACCCACACCCUCGUCAUCGGCGGAGAGAAACCUGGAGCCUUUGGAUGCAUCUUCUAGUACAAUCGUACGAGGACUCGGCGAGAAAGGUAUACAUCCAAAUGAUAUCCCGAUGAUAGAUGUAAUUUCUCCGAGUGUAAAACGGGCCAUUCUCACUGGAAAGUACAUCAACAUGGCUUGUCUGUUAAUACCGUAUUAUGAGAUAUCAAAAGCCCCGUCCCUGGAUACAGAGGCCGACGGAAAACUGACGCUCAAGGCCGUUAAUAUGGAUAACGACCCAAAACUAAAGCGCCAUCUCACCAUUGCAGAAUUCAUCACGGCCUUCGAAAAGUAUAAGCGAAUAAUGUUAGCCGCUUACCCCUCCCGCGCCGAUGAACUUAGCCAAUACAUGUACAAUAUUCUGGAUAUUCACAACACAAACGGUGCCGUAUUCUACGAAUACCACAAGUUAUUCACAGGAAGAGCGUGCGCCGCUUGGAUCAAUCAUCAAAUCAAAGUUGACUGGGGACAAGUGGACACUCGCCUAUUACAGCUCGUCCUCAACUCAAAGCACGUUGAUGUCGAUAAUGGAAAAACAUCACAAUCCGAGGCAAAACGGGGUAAACAAAACACAGAUAGACAAGGCAGAAAAGUGAUAUACUCCGAAGACGAACGCGGAAGAUCUAGACCUGUUUGUAACAACUUCAACUCGGAAGGCGGCUGUAAUUACGAUGAUUGUUACAGGCUUCACGUCCGCGUAGAUUCCGAAGGCAGGAAAAUCUCCCCGUCCUCUCGUUCAUCUAGGAAAAACGAGGGAAAGAAUAAAAAUUGACUGAUUCCCGACAUCAUGAACGCUUCAACCCCCAUCAAUAUUCCUCAAUUGCGAAUGGAUUUAAUUCACCACCCCGACGCGAAUUUCGUUAAUUACUUAUGCAACGGCCUCGAAUAUGGAUUCGACACCCUAGUAGAACAACCUGAAGGCAUCUCUAUCCCUAACAGAAUCUGUAACAAUUUAUUAUCAGCGCGUCGGCAACCAGAGAUCGUCGAAGAAUUGCUGAAUACAGAAUUAUCUAAGGGAUAUUUAC
Messenger RNA from Owenia fusiformis, 1264 nucleotides. Lineage: Eukaryota; Metazoa; Annelida; Polychaeta; Sabellida; Oweniidae. The record is from the annotation of a GenBank genome assembly.